Molecule: messenger RNA, 39548 nt
Organism: Porites lobata
Lineage: Eukaryota; Metazoa; Cnidaria; Anthozoa; Scleractinia; Poritidae
Source: the annotation of a GenBank genome assembly
AUGUUCAUGGGGCUGGCCCGUUUAUUCACUGUUAUUGUUAUUAUAAUUACCGUUCAACAAGUCGUCGGGCACGAUUCUAAACAAAACCAUGGAGGAGGAAGAAACGCUACCAAAACACAACACAUAGUCUUAAAAAAUAACACGGCACGUCAAAACAACAAGUUCCACAAGACUACGACGCAAUUUCGCAAUAAACCUCUCGACAAAACACGGAAAAGCCGUGGGAUUCCAUUGUCUGCUUUAGCAGGACUUGACCGAGCCGCUCUCGGAUUAAACCCUGUUGUAUUACCUUAUGGGACAAGGCUUGCUUCCCUCGGCUUCCAACAGACACCUGCUCUACAACAAAUUCAACAACUUCGUGGGCUAGUUCCCACAACGGGGGGGUUACUUCAAAAUGCUGCAGCGUUAAGACUGCCAUACGCUCUACAGCUCGCCAGACUAUUACCAGCCUUAAACCUGUAUCGCAACCGUUUGCAACUACCCGUUAAUGGAGGAGGUGAGAUGGCGACGGAUGUUCACGUAUAUAAGUCUCCCAACAGAUUAAAAUACGAUUCUAUUCCAAUCAAACCGCAAAUUGCACAACAAGAGAUGGUAGGGAAUGGGCUUAAUCUCCCAGCCCUGCUCCAGUUAAACAAUGCUGCAGAUCAAGGAAUAAGUGAGCUAUCGGACGAGAGUGAAGCCGAUUUGGACGAGAUAGGUGAGUCUAUUUUCCACCACUGUACAACAGUUAAUACGUAGAUUUAGCCAAGCCUAAAAGCAGAGCUCUCUUUACAUUCUAAGUCAUUCACUAAAAUCAAUAUACUUUAAAACAGUAUGACUUAGUCAAUCACUAAGCGUGCCUACCCUUCCAGUCCACACUGAGUCAUUGCAUUGCCAAUUUUAACUGUACAAUAUUUAACAAUUUAUUUCUCAAGGGACCUGAUAGGAGUCCUUGAGAAAAGAAGUGAAAAAAAAAUAUUCCCCUUGUGUAGUCAUAUUUGUGUGUUCCACCGUAAAGUGAUACUUAACAGAAGAUGACAAAAAUAGUUCGUCAUAUUUGAGUUCCACGAGCAGUUCGUGGAUAACAUUUUGCGUACCUUUAACCAUGUUUUUAAGCGCAAAAAAAGUGACCAAGUCCAGAAGCGCUGAUUUGAUUGUCUUGAACCCUUAAAAUGUAAAGGGAAGUUAGAAUCUUGGUAAACCACGCCGUUCAGAUUAAGCCUGGUUUUCUUAGAUAUUGCAACAUCCCUUUAGUAAAGAAAUGUUGCUGAAACUGAAAUAAAAAUUCAGCAAAGAGGUAGAAGGAGAAACUGUUUAUCAUUAUUUCGCCGUGAAAAUUUAAAGAGAAAAAAAGGCAAAUGCCAUUACCUCAGUUUUGUUUACGACGCUGAAAAUAGUUCCCUCACCAACAUUUUCAGUAUUCUACUAAAAUAUUUUUUGAGGUCUAUGAUUCUGUUAUUUUUCUAGUAAGAUGGUCAAGAAUAAAAAUGUUAAUGAUUAUUAUAACUAUAGCUUUAAGUUUCAAAAUAUAUAAAAAGGGGAUAACAUUACAAAAUCAAAAACGUCUGUAAUUUUGCAUAGUACAGUCAUUUUGUUAAAUGACCGGAAAACCGACUUUCAGUAAAUAAAUCCUUUUAGUUCUGGUUUAAAACUUCAAUUUCAACACCAAAAGUCUUCAGAACGUUUUCCUUUGUGGCAUUUCCUUAUAGAUUAUGACUUUAAAAACAUUAGCAUUUCCGAAAAAAGUCUAAAAGUUUCGUACAUGUUUGUUGUUGAGUCAGUAAUGUGGGCCGAUUUUAAACACGUAAUUUUGACAGCGAGAAUACAGCACCUGUAGAUCAAGCCCGCCUUUCGUUUAGGGUGACUGCUUUUAAUCAUUUACUUGAUCUCCGAGAACAAAAGAAAAAAAAACAUUUUGAAGGAUUACACAAGCGAGAAAAAGAGGACGAUUUUUUGAAGAAACUCCUUGUACUGAGUGGAUGUGAAGCCACGAACGAACAAAGGCCUGAGUGUAUAUGUAGCUACAGUAUAGUGUCACGGUUUAAGCACUAUAAAAGAUGAUUACUGCAUAUAAUAAAUUUUAUGAAGGAAAAGCAGUUUACUAGCACUGCAGGUUUCGUUUACGCUGUUCAAAUAAUGAUUCAGUGAAGUAAACAGUUCUGUAACAGAUAUGUCAGAGGGACAACCCAGUCACACUGUCCGAUUACUCUUGGUUUCAAGGCGGAAAGAUGGAUCACUAAGAAUCUAUCAUUACAAAGUUUGCUUUACAUCCUAUUGCCAGAUAAAACUCUCCUGUUGUUUAUUGCUGAUCACGAGGUGUUCUUUGCCUAAGCCGGAAUAAAAACGCCUUUAAGCAACCAUAUUUUCCGUCCAUAACACGUGACAGUGAUUAAACUGAUAAACUUGAAGUUGACAGCGCGCUCAUUUUACCCCCUCACCCCCCCCUCUCUCCAUCAAUGCUCUCUUUUAAAGGUAUUUAAAGCUACGCAAAAGAGAGAAGUUGAAGUAAGAAUGUGAUGUCACUGGGUAUCAAACUUUUGACCUCGCACACCGAAAGCUACGCGCUAGCAACUGUGCCAUUCUUGUUCCUAAGGAUUGCGCAUUAGCUAUAUGGCUUGAUUAUAACACGUAAAUCAUACCUUACCAGCCGCGUCGGUGCCGGCCUUUGGCGUCGGUGUCUCGGUGCAACCUCAAGGAAAAAUACGUCGUCAUUUGUUUCACGUUGCCGAAGGGAUCUCAACUCUUUCCAUUGGCUGUAAUUGAACAAAAUAAAAGUGGUUAAACAUGAAUAACAAACCUUUUCACAAGUUCUUUAUCAUCAAGAAGCUACUGAAACAAAAGACACUAACGAAUAGCUAGUGACCAUGACAAAGUGGCUAACCAGUUUAAAUAAAUAGUAUUCUAUGCCAAAUCGCGCAUUCUGAUAGGCUCUUUUACUCGCUGUCAAAAACAUUACUGAUAUACGGGUUGGACGGAGCAACUGCGACUUCAAGCUAAUUAAAGCAUACUGUCCAUCAGGCUUAUACAGCCAACUCCCUCUAAGACGGACACCUUUGGGACCGGCACUAGCGGUCCGUCUUAGAGAGAUGUCCGUCUUAGAGAAAGUCAAAUAGAGGGAGCAAAGAAAGGCAGGGACCAACCCUAGGUGUCCGUUUUACAGAGGUGUCCGUCUUAUAGAGAGUCAAAUAAAGGGAGUAAAGAAAGGCAGGGACCAACUCUAGAUGUCCGUUUAACAGAGGUGUCCGUCUUAUAGAGGUGUCCGUUAAGAGAGAGUCGACUGAAUUUGCCAAAUAUAACAAAUACAAUGUUAUGAACAUUUCACGACCUCUAAACAUGAAAUCCAGAAAACAGAUAGGAGGCACUGUUCAUCAGAUAAUUUAGUUCAUCAAAGAACAGGGAUGGGGCCUGAACCUACCAUCCAUAUACGGAACAUUAUGAUGGUCAAGUGAUUUAAAAUAAUAAAGUGACGGAUAGUUGAAUCAAAAAUAUAAUUUUGCUGGGAGUUUAGUUGAUUGCUAUCGGCAUAGAUGGUACCUGCCGAGAGAAACCAUUUGUUCAUCAUUUCAAGUUGGGGGGUAAAUACCAGUAGUUUUCGCAAUACCAGGAAAAAACAGAUUACGAAUAACUGGAAGUAAAAGGUGCUAAUUACUUCCUAAAUACUCUGAUGAAACGCUUACACUGGUCUCUGUCUCGUCUUUUUCUCGCUAUAGAACUCUAUAAAACCCAGGUGCAGUGUAUUAACCUUAGUAUCAAAUUCCUAACACCUGGUAAAUUAACAUCCACAGUGCAUAACUCAGUCUCAGCGAUUCAAUGGUUCUGUUACAAAGCGCGUUUACUGACUCGUUUAAAAAGCAGAUUCCUAUCGGUUUUUCAACUAGUUUAUCAUUUCUCUUUGGAAACACGCACUUGAAAAAGAAGUAGCCAAGUGCUGAGGUAUGCAGAUUUUGAACAAAGUGGUCUGAUUUAGACUAGGGAAAGCGAAUUAUCCGUCCGUCACUCCACAUGUCUUGUAUAUAACCUUAACACAGAUGAUCACGGAUGAUGAGGUCAAGUGUACAAAGAUGCAGAGUUAAUAAGUGAAGUCUGAAUCAUGAGCGUUCUCGAAUUCAGAUCUCAAAGUGGAAAACUUCCUAUCUUGGAUAGUUUAACGAACGAGCCAAAGAUGGCGCUCACCUCUUUCUGUCGAAGAUUUUUUCGAUUUAGGCCUUUUCUUUACUAACGCUAAGUAUUUUCACCUCGUUUUUUCUCUUUUUCCUACUUACUCUCACGCAAAUAAAAACACAUUUAGCCUCGUUUUCAAAGUGAGAACUUUUGGAAUUUGAAAUAGCCUAUCGCCAAAAUUCUCUAACUUGUCCAACAGAGGUAUGCGUUAGCGAAAUAAAGCGUUUUUCGAGGCUACAUUUAAUACGUUGAUAUUCCUUUAAAUUCAAUUUUAGGUGGCGUUUGCGUACCUAACCCUUGUCAUAACAGAGGAUCUUGCGUUAACCUGGGAGAGACUUUUGAAUGUAUUUGUAAAAAAGGUUACACUGGAAAGAAAUGCAAAGGUUAGUAACCAUAAUCACUUGACAUCUUUUCUGCUUGAUAGUGUCCAAUUCACAAGGAGGUCAUAAAACAAUAACUAUGCGGAAAUUUCAUAAUCAAAUCCAAUCUACCAUUCAUUGAACGACUUUAUUAAACCCCUUUAAUUUUUAAACCAAAGCCAAAAGUAACAAGGCUAUCUUUUUUUAAUUUUCUAAGAGUUUAUCGUCUAAGAAUAUAGUUUGUUCAUCAUGCAUCGCGUAGAAUCUGGCAUUCUUCUUAGUUUUGAGAGUUCCAAAAAGUUAAUGCUCUAAAAGAAAAAAUACAUUUGAGCAUAAUAUUGGAGUAGACCGACAGAUAUUUGAAACCAAUUGACAACCUAGCUAGAUUAUCCUUUCACACUAGCAGUAUCUAUUUUUUGCAAUUUCAUUAGUAGAUCUCUCCUUUACGUAUUAAAACUCAUUUACGCUUUGAAAAUUAUGGAGGCAAUAACGAUACCAAAACAAAAAGGCAAAAAAAAAAAAACUCCAGCCAAAAUAAUAAUUUUGAAAAAAAAAAAAUUAAAAACCUGAAAUAAUUUUGAGCGACGUCUGAUCUAUCAUUAUCAUUCCUGUUUUUUUUUAGCGCUUUGACUACAAGACAGCCAUCAGUCGUUAUUCUCUCCAAUAAAUAAGAAUUAUCAUGUUUCCUUUUAAUCUACAAAAUCCAAUUUGCGCCUUGUAAGUCAUCCCUUCUGAAAUCCGUUGUACUGUAGUUGGAUGCGACUUUACAAAUUUAUAGUAAUGUUUUUGCAAUGAUUUUAUGAUAGAGGGUCCUUCACGCAAUUUUGUUUCAAUUAGGAAACUAUUAGUGGAUUCGGCUUUUUUACGUGUUUUCUUGGCAGCUAAAAAAGAAAAUGAAAUUUGUUGGGAAAAAAAAAGUUCACAAGUUUUUUUAUUCCAAGGACGAAAAGGUCGACUGGGAAUUGGAUAGAAAGUCGAGAAAAAUAGUUAGACGGUCUCCCGGCCUAUCAUCGCCACUUCAUGAAUAGGAUACCUGUUUGAGACUUCCCUUGGCGGGAUUCAGUUUUAUAAAAAGCGGGUUACUGAACCAUCGUUCCUUGUUCAUGAUGUAAUCAGAGAAAAUCAGUGGGCAAGCAUGUGGGAUGGCCAAAGCUUAGCAAUCCGUAUCCGCAAACUUUACCAAGCUUAUCGAACAACUGCAUGGUUCAUGGGUCUUUCCUGUUGUGUUGACUGAGAACUUAUGUAGCGAAUUCAAUGUUUUCGGUCAGGGGCGUUCUUUUGCUUACCAACGUAUUGUUUGUAGCCGCUGAAGUAUCUUUAAUGUUUUCUUCUUCUAAUGAUGGUCAUUCAGAGCGAAACCCGUGCUUGCCCAACCCAUGCAACAACGACGGACAAUGCACAGUCUCUGGAUCAAGCUAUGAUUGCUCUUGCACCGCUGGUUGGAAAGGUGUACGAUGUGAAGGUAGGCGCUAACCGAUAAAAUGUCUAUAAAAUGUCGAUUUUUUAAAUUACAAAAAACAACUUAGUCUUAGUCCGGAUCGCAGAAAUAACGGCCUAAUUCUCACUACGUACGCUGAACUGACGACCACGAAAUGUGAUCCGGGUCAUUGUUUAAAGAAUGCAGCGGUCGUUGUGCUACAUGAUAAAGUUUGGGAACAAAGGUUUUUUUUAUGCGUUUUUUUUUUUUUAAUGUAUUUUCUCGCAUGCAAGAUUAAGGUUAUCUUGGUGGUUUACGGUCUUUAGGGUCAUGAGUUCUAAGUUGAAACAAGGUAACCACAUUAACCGAAAGCCAGAAAAAAUGAUGGGUCAACGACCCCUACGAAAUGUUUGGGAAAAAUUUUAUUACCAUAAAAUGUGUUCUUCUGGCACUAGAUAUGAAAACCGCUUGUAACUUUUGUUCCUAGGGGAACCCGACUUAGUGAAACGGGUUAAUUUCUUAAACAGUCAAUAUUUAAUUGACUGAAACUUUCUCAAACGGAAAAUAUUUUAACGCUUAUAAAGCUCAAACGUCUCCCAACAAUGAAUCAUAAUUUGAAUUUAAACUUUGGAAUGUCAAAAUAUUUGCACUGCAUAUAGUGUUUAUUGAAGCUUUUCUCUAGUUAAAUUAAUGGAGUAUAUUGAUACUGUAAUUAUCGGCCUAGAUAAAGUCUUUUUCUUUCUGCGCUAUUUUCAGCCGUGGUCGCUAAGAAGUAUGUCUUAAGCACUGAUCCAAAUGCCAAUCACUAGAAAAUUCAUCCAUGCAGAGAAUGGAAACAAACUGAGCACCGACCUUUGAUUCGGUUUCAAAUCGGAACCAAAAAUGCCUCGUUGUAACUUGCGAUCAAGUUCUUGGGUAAAAAGCGAAAGCGAAAAACGUGAUCACUAACCUAUCAGAUAUUUAUUUUGGAGCAGGAAAAAAAUUCAUGCAGGCCAUAAGAUUUAAUAGGGCCCCAACUGAAUCACAGACUUGAUGUGUACGAACUUUGAGCCUAAUAUCACUAAACAUUCUCUAAACGAUUUUUACACUCAGAGCCAAACAAAUGUCACCCCAAUCCUUGCAAAAACGGAGGCCUGUGUACAGAAUUGGAGUUUGAUUAUGAAUGCACAUGUCCACAUGGAUUUCGAGGCAAAAGUUGUGAAGGUGAGUCCGGUUCAUUCUCAUUUUUAAACACGCUUUGGUAGCCGCAUUCUAGAAUUAUCGUUGUUUUCAUCAAGUUUGCUGCACUUUGCAGUCAAUAUAACUAACUAAAGUAAGUUGAGUUUGAUCGUCCGGGUGAACGUAGUCCUGAAUAGGACUGUUGUUGUUGACAGUGACUGACGUUUCGACAACCUGUGCGGUAGUCAUCUUCAGAGUCAAAGUGAGUUGUAUCACGUCAGUUCAUGGUAUUAUACUCUGGUUAUUGAUCUGGUUUUUGAUCUGAUGGUAUUAUACUCUGGUUACUGAUCAGAUCAAUAACCAGAGUAUAAUACCAUCACCUGACGUGAUAAAACUCAGUUUGACUCUGACGAUGACUACGAAAAAGGUUGUCGAAAGGUCAGUCACUGUCAACAACAACAGGACUAUUCAGGACUACGUUCACCCGGACGAUCAAACUCAACCUACUUUUGAUAUGACUCCUGGGUUCAAACCUUUCACAGUAUAACUAAGGCUUUGUUCACUUUCUACUAGAUAGCUUUUGCGCCGGCAUGAAAACUACACCGAAGAGGGCUUCUGUACACAAAUAAAAACGUUGAUUUCCGUCGGCGCGAUUUUUGUAACGGAGCGAAGCGGCACUGGAGAGUCACAAAUCGGAUAAGUGUUCAUAAUAAUAUACCGCAUAGAUUUUCGUGUUGGCAUGAAAAGCUCUUUGGUAUAACGUGAACAUAGGCUAAUAGGUACCGAGUAUAAUAAACGGAAGUGAAUGCAGUGCGGUACGUUACAUUAAAUGAGUAUUUCAGAAACAGAUUACGUCUUGCUGCGGAUUAUUUCAUUCCGCAUGCUUGUAUUAAUAAAUAAAAUAAAUAAUGAUUUGGAGGUAGCACAUCUACAAAGUGUUUCUUCGUCUACCUGAUUCCUGGUCGAAUUGGAAUUUGAAAAUGUUGGUUUUUGAGGAGAUGGGAAAACCGGAGUACCCGGAGAAAAACCUCUCGGAGCAAAGGAGAGAACCAACAACAAACUACGGUCUUGGAUUCUGGAUUCCAUCACGUGGAUUCCGGAUUACUUGCCAGUGGAACUUGGAUUCCGGAUUCCUUGAGCUGAAUUCCGGAUUCCAAAGUCCAAGAGUCCAAAUUCCAGAAGCAAAAACUUCCCGGAUUCCAGAAUUUGGAUUACCUUACAUGUCAGUUAUUUAAUACAUCCCUGCUUUGUUGAUAACGGCAAGAUUUGCUGGUUUACGGUCAAGUCGCACGAAAGCAGAGUUAUGUCGCCCGAAAUUAUUAGUCAAGUCGCCCGAAAUGCUGAGUUAUGUGGCUCGAAAUUUUAUCAUGCUCAGCAAUAUCCUAGCAUCCCUAUUACCAUUUGCCGCGCUUGUUUCGCCUGAUCAAAGAUUAUAGAACGACAUAAUUAUAUUACUCAUUUAUCGCACUUGUUUUGUUGUUAAUCAAGGUUUAAAGAGCGAGAUAUAUUACCUUAUUAUAGGAAAUUAACGCUCCAUCAAAUUAAGGUAUUGGAAAUUAAUGCGACUUAAAUUAACGCGAAUUUAAUAGAAAACGACUUUCGAAUAAAGAAAAUUAACGCGAAAGAGGAGGUACAAUUUCAUAAUAAUGGAAAUUAACGCGAUUAAGACACGGUUGGUGGCCGAAAUCAAAGGAGAAGAUAUUGACAUCACUUUUAACAGCGACAACGAUGAAGAUGAACUCGAAAUAUUGUAACCCUUCCCCUUAGCUUUAGUGAAAGAUGAAAAAUAAACGGUAAAUGGAAAGAAAGAAAGCUUGUAGUUAGUUUCUUAGGUGUUAAGAAUGUCUGGACAGGUUCCAAAACCGGGGUUAAAAUACUGGAAAUUAAGAGCGCGGAAAUUAACGCUACACUUAGUUAACGUCGCGGAAAUUAACGCUCAACAAAAUUAACGCGACUUAAAUUAACGCGAAUUUUAACGAUUCGCGUUAAUUUCAUGGAGCGUUAAUUUCCUAUAAUAAGGUACACAUUUAUACCACUUGUUUCGUCACAUCAUAGCUUCAAGAACGAGGCAUGUUACACAUUCAUUCCGCUUGUUUCGUCUAUUAUUCUCUUCCUGGUAGUUUUUAAGACCCAUGUGUUAAAUUACUCACUAGGCCAACAUGUACUGUGGGUUUGACUCCUUCCCACUCUAUUCUCAUGUGGAAAAUUUUGGUUGAUAAUGCCAAAGCCAUUUUUUCCCUUUUGGUAGAGUGUGGAAGAGGGGGGAUUUCACACUCAUUUUUGAAAGCCUUUAAAAACGCAUUUGGCCCAAAAAGACAGCCUACACAAGACACUUACAGUGAAUUUGAAUAGUAUGUACACUGUUUAAACCUCAAGACCCCGAAAAAUCAUACCCUGUUCAGCUGCUUUUUCCACCUAACCCAAAUAAAGGAGUGGAGCAAACCAAGGAAUGAAGCAUUCAGUAUGCUAAUAAUGUAAUACUGUACUAUCUCUACUAAAUCUGAUGAUUUGAUUUUAUGCAGAAAAGCGAGAGGGAUGUUCCCCUAAUCCAUGUCUUAAUGAUGGUCGGUGCAUUGAAACAUCAUCCGGGAGUUUUGAUUGCAUAUGCAAACCAGGAUUCUCUGGAGCAAUAUGCUCAGGUAAUAUUUUUAACACCACUGAUUCGUGUUGUCCAUAUGAGUCCACUAAAGUUUGUAAGUGCAUGAGAUAAUCUAUGUAUGAUAAGGGUGCAAAGAGAGUCAGUUUUACAGCUUGCCAUUUGGACAAGCUGUAGCUAGCAUGUACAAGCCCAAUAGUCAUCUUAACUAGCCUAAAAAACAUUUGUUGAUGACCAGGAUUAAUUAGAGUUCUUCUAUAAUUUAAAUUCCCCCCAAAACUAUCACUUGUUCGCUGGGCAAUUAAGAAAGAGAAUUCAAUAACCCAAGCAAAAUCCACUAGCCCCAGGCUAUCAGACAUGCCUUUCUUUGCAUUCUGGUCAUUAAAAAAGGUUUCAGUCGUCACAUGGAUGAUCUAUUAUCAUUAAUCUAAACAGUCUCGAAAAAGAAUAAGUUCCUAAACAGAUCAUUAUCCUUGUGGAGAUAGCUUUAAAUGUGUAUAUUUGUAUGGGGUAUACAAAAAUUGACGGCCUGAAGUAGAGAUUUCUGUCAGCAGAUGUUAAAAGGUCUCAAUGAGAGGCAGUCGAGUCCCGAUACAACAAUCAAAUCUGAUAAUAGUCAGAUUUGAGUUUACAUAUUAUUCUUAGUAUAAAUCUGCUAGUAUCUCAAUUAUAUUAGAAGGGACCUCUGAUGUAGAUUUAGGUAUUAGAAGUGCUGUAAGGUCAAAACUUGACCAUGCUUAUAAAAUCACUUAUUUGAAAUGCACUCUUAACCUGAACACAAAUUCUUAAAACGAAGCAUCUUCGUUCAAUAGAAACUAAGAAAAUGAAGGCCAAAGUUGGUAUCUAUGAGGACUAUUUUGGAAAUGUUAAUAAUCACAGUGCCAAAAUCCGACAUGGUACUUUCCAUUGUUGACAGACAUGUUGCAAUUUUCACAAUCCGACACACAAUAUCACUUUAUGAGUUUCAAGUAAGCUAGAGCAGAUUAUAGCAAAAUUUGCUUACAUUCCUCUUCCCCAAAUAAGUAUGAUUGUUUUGAUCUUUCUUAAACAUUUCUAUGGCUGACAAAAAAACCCUCUAAAUUUCCGGCAAUAAGGGAACAUUUUGGAAUUUUGGUGACCACCUAAAGUUACAGGGUAUUGCAAAAAAAUUCCACCUCUAUAUGUCAAGGUAAAUUAAUUUAAAGGUAAAUUACCAAUCUAAGCAUAAUUCAGUUCCAAUUUAUUUUUUAUUCCUGGAAAGCCAGAAAUACGCAAUUCUUGAUCUUUUGAGCCUACGAUAUAAAUCGGAAGUCACACCCUAGCUGUGAAAAUUGGCACCUCAGAUAUCAAUUUUCUGAAAGCUCAGGUCUUGCUUCAUAGCUUUGUGUAAUUUUUGUUUUGGGAAAUUCUUCAUUAUUUGAGAAAUUAAGUUUUGAAAUGAAUGGGUUUAUAACAGAUCUCUUACCUUAAUAAUAAUUUGGUGGCAAAAACCAGCUUCUCUUCUUACUCUUCAUAACCUGAAUCAAGAGGGAAUAGUGAGACAUUGACCAGGAUAUGUGAAUUUCAAAUAAGUUAUUUUUAGAGGCUGUAAUGAAACGGGAGUCUCAUUCCUGAGACAUCGGCACAUUUAAGUCGCUUGAUUGAAAUGCCGUCAAGUCCACAUCCAACUGCCUCAGAGUAAACAACACAGAGUACUGUAAUGGCUACUAUUGAAUUCUCUCUUGACAACACUGAAUAAAAGUUUGCAGACCUCCCUGGUAAUCAACUUCAGAUAAAUUUCAAGCAUUUAAUUGGUCUAAAAAUAACUUUGGUGAAAUUCACGUAUCCUAGGGGUUGGACUGGGCAUUUCCCUCUUGCCUGAAUAUAGCAAUUAGUGUCCAUUUCACAACUGACACAACGCCGGUUACAAAUUGGUAUCAAACAGCCAUCCUAAUAAACAGUAAACCACUUUAGCUUGCAUGUUUCUUUGUUUUUGUUUUGUUUAUUUUUUUUUGCAACGACAUUAUUAAUACCCUCACAGCUAGCGGACUGUUUCUUCCAAAUUUUGUUUUAUUCGCGUGCAUUUCUACGCAUAAUUUAUGAGCUAAAGAGGUCUAUUUAAUGCAAACUGUAGUAAAAAAAAUCAUCAUAAAACUGGAGAAGUCAUGGAAAGACAUUUAUGUUCAAAUGAAUAGAAUUAAAUCAACGGCUGAAAGCAAUCCUUAAGAACGCUUUUAACUAAGAAACACCAAACAGUCCACUGACAAAGGACGACUGUUUGCCAGUAACAGGACAAUUCUACUAAUAGCACGCCCUUACCAAUUUUAGUGUCUCCGUCACCAAUUGACCUUUCAUGGAGCAACUUCUCAUCUUCCGUAAGGAUUUUUACCUGUAAAAAAGCGUCUUUAUGAAAAGGAACUUCCGUUUGUAAGACGCUUGAAAUUAGCCUCAAAUGCAGGCGUAUUUUUUGGGCGAGCGCGAGAGUUGCGUGUUCAGCGUGUUCCGUGGACGCCAUCUUUGAUCUUCUCAUUGAGGGAGAUUGGGGAGAGUAGAAAUUACAACUCUUCGGGUAGGCAUUGGGAAGAAAGAAGGAGGUGUGGGAGGGGGGGAGGCGAAAAUAUUUAACCCGCGGAAGUGUCUGCAGUGCAGGUUACGUUGAAUCCACAAUCCAUGAGCAAAACUAUAGGGUAUCAACGCUUGUUAUUAGCUUUUUUUUUUCAUUUAGAAUGAAUUUUGUUUUAAAAACACAAAUGCGUCAGUAAACAGUAUUGGACAAAUGCAAUACCCCGGGGGAAAAGCCCUGGGAACAAGGUUGAAGGGUACGGUACGUUUUUUGAAGCCGUUCAAAACUCGCGGCACGUGUUUUAUCAUAAAGCACUUAAUGGCUGUUUGUGUACGUGUGAAACGUAACACAGAGUGUUAAAAAAUGAACAAUGAAUUAAUAAAGUUUGUUUCUGUAUCUUUCUCGCCACCAAAUAAAAAUAACCACAAAAUACCAGGUAGUUCCUUGUCGGGCUAGCAGCCCACCGAGGGGAUAGCUACAGUUAUUUGCGACGAGGGGAGAGUUAGAACUAACGUUUUUACACGUACAUUUAUGUCUUCUUUAGUGAUGCAGAACAAGUGCUUGCAAAACCCCUGUCAAAAUGGCGGAACGUGUACCGAAUCAUCGGCCGGGGGAGGAUUUGAGUGUAGAUGUUCAAUAGGAUACAAAGGAAUGAACUGCGAAGGUGAGACAAAUAUUUGUUCGAAAUAAAGGCAAGGUUGAUGGCCCUAGGUAUACCCCGGGGAUCGCCAAUAUUUUAACUCACACGGUGGUCAAUUCAUCCGCCACCCCUGGUCAAAUAAAGUUAUAGACCAUUCGCACUCCCGGUAAAUGAGCCUCUUCCAGGUAUUCAGAAUGGCGAAACUGACUGGUGACGUAGACAAAUUUUAAUACAGAAUACCAGUUGUAAUAGAAAGACUCAGGUCAUCUCAGGGGCGGGGGGUGCGUACCCCUGCACCCUCCCCCUAGAUCCACCCCUGAAAUAUUGGAGUGCAGCGCGAAGUCAGAGACCAGGAAAAAAGUAAGGAGGGUGAUGAGAGGAAGAGAGGAAGAAGGAGACAGGAGGAAAUCUUCACUCUCAACCCGCUCGCUGUUUUUUCUGCUCACAUCUUUAUGCACCAUCACAAGAAUCUGAACGCCUGAAUCGGUCACGCUGGAACUGCGGGUCAAACCUGUGUACAACGGUCAUCCUUGGGAAAUGGCAAGGUGACCGUUAUAUACAGGGUGACCGAUAUAUACAGAUCAACUUUGAAGAAAAUAUAUGGCAACUAAAAAUGUUGGGAAGUUGUCCGGUGACCGCUAUGUCAGGUAGGGUCGUUAUAUACAGGUUUGACAGUAAAUGAAAAUAAUCAUUUUCAGUGCCUAAAACCACACACAAAGUAAUAAACCGACUUAGUGAGCCUGUCCCCUUUUUCGGAGAAUAUAACUAUUUUGGUUGGUUGUUGCUCAUCUCAAGAUUUCCUCAACAGAGAGAAGCCCUUGCCAAACGGAUACCUGUCAAAAUGGAGGAACUUGUUUUGAAACAGAAAGUGGUUUCAAGUGUCUCUGUCAAGUGGGGUAUGGAGGAAAGACAUGUUCAGGUAACAUUCAAUUUCGCGCUUUAUUUGACGCAGUAUAUUAAUAAUAAGCUGGAACGAAAAAAUAACUCACCUUCCCUACUGGUUAUACCGUCUCUGAAUCUUAUCUUGACAGAUACGAAACAAACGAAUUCUGUUUCACUUCGAAUACCACUAUUCUGGUGUUGCGGCAGGGGUGAAGUUUACAGCCAAAAUCGUCUACAUUUUUUAAAUAAAUAAGCUCAGUCAGGACCAAGCUUCUAGCGUUUAACUAAGAAUAAUUCGAAGAAGAUGAUAAACGAGUCGCGUGCUUCUCUAACUUCUCUUGGUAUACCAGGAAGUAACUGUCGAUAUGCUCAAGUUGAGGAUACGGCAAUCUCGAAGCCGCGGUCAUAUCCCUCUUCCAACCCAACGUUAAUUGUUAAUUCUUCUUAAAACAAAAUUUCGGUUUAGGGGGGAGGUUUGAGUAGACAAUGAUGCCCUUUUUUCAACGAUUUCAGUUCGUCACAGCUGCCAACCGAACGUUUGUAAGAAUGGCGCGAAGUGCAUUGAGCAUGACAGUGGAUUUAAGUGCAUCUGUCCACCGGGGUACAAAGGAUCUUACUGUGAUGGUAAGGAAUAAGUAUCAUGUAUGUUGUCCCUCACUACAAUUAAUCACACUCCCAGGUUCAUAAUGAUGAAUCAAUCUAACUUGCAUAAAAUGUGUAGACAGACCUUUUUUUCUCUCAGAUUAAAAAUAGGAUUUAAGACAAUGUUCUUCAGAUUAGGCUUUAUAAGUAGUGUCAGCAAAGCAAACAAACUUGACCAGAACACUCCAUCUGCUUAAAAGUUUUCGUGGUUUAUUGUUUCACCUUCAGAAGUUGACCAUUGUCGGCCUAAUCCAUGCCAACACGGAGGAGAUUGUGUGGAGACUGAAAAUGGAUACAAGUGUCACUGCCAGGCACAGUAUCAAGGAACACGUUGUGAAGGUAGCUGGGUACUUUAUGUCUUUAAACGAUGCUGCAUUAAUUCACAUUUGGCGGUCUGCUACGCCUUUGAAACUCCUUAAGGGGCUUAAUUCUAAUCUUGAUUCUAAUGGUCCCAAACAUAGCCUUAUUUAAUUUGGUUUUGAGCAAUCGCGCGCUAAACGUUUAUCCUUCUAAAACGUCCUUUCCAGAUUUGAACAUGUGCAUUCCAAACCCGUGUAAAAACGGAGGACAGUGCUUGGGAUAUGCGGGUGGCUACAAGUGUCUUUGCCCUGCUGGAUAUAAAGGAAACAACUGUGAUGGUAAGUUCCUGUAUUACCCUUCAUAUGGUUUAUGGAGGCUUCUUUGUUUAUUGAGAGAAUAUAAGCAUUUUUUUAUCAUUUUUGAAAUAUAUUCACCAGGGGGAACAGGAUAAUAAGAGUUUAUUGGGGUUCAGUUGAACUUGUCAUUCAUUAAUUUCUCUAAACCUUUAGGCUUUGAACUAUUAUCAAAAUAUUGAAAAAUAGGUUAUCGACCAAAAAACGUAACGUAACGUAAGAACCAACAGGUGGUGAUACUGUGUUAGAAUACAGGUAGUCAGGUACCCGUUUCUCGACCUCUCUUUUUUCGAUUACUUUAGAGACAAAACAUAGAUUAACUUCUCAGCACCAAUUCCCGAAUCAAUCGAAUAUCGCAACACUGAAAUGUUUCCAUAAAAAUAUAAAAAUAACAGGAGCAUAUUUCAAAUGAGGUUUUUUGAGGAGGUCAUUUAAUAAAACAUGCAAAAGACCACCCUUAGCAGAGACGCAAACGCUGCCUUGAAAAGAAAAAAAAAAAGUCUCUUAGAUCCUUUAUAAUUAAGGUAGUUCAGCUUGAAUAGACACAAUUAAAGACAUCAGCCUGAUUAGCGGUGCUGAAAAGUUUUAGUUAAAUUUUACCUCUCUCAGUAGGACUGAAUCUGCAGCGUUUCUUUUUUUCGGUGCGCUUCUUGUUUGUGUUUAGUAAAACAAGAGACACAGCCACACGAAAGCUAAACCGAGGUCAAACGAAUCGAAAAAAGGAAGGCGGGCAGAGGAAAAGACGACAGACAGAAAAACUUGUUCUCUCUGCCUUCUUUCGCUAGCCCCCUCCUUUAUCGUUUUCUCUUUUGACCUCUUACUUUAAGAGACAAGAACAAAAAACGCACCAUAAAAACCCCGUCUGCUACAUGGCUAUAAUUAAGAGAUCUUGAUUUCACUUCAAUUAACUAAGGAUUUUGGUUACUCUGAAGUAAUGAAGCAAAUAGGACUGGUUCACACUAAGAAAAUCCAUCGUUGUUUUUAGAUAAGAACCCGUGUGACCCUAAUCCUUGUCACAAUGGAGCACCCUGUCUUCAAGUCGGUGACAACUUCAAAUGUUCUUGUAGAAGAGGAUACACAGGAGAUCAAUGCAAAAGUAAGAUAAAAAUUAAUAGUUCGUUGUUGAGUAACUUACAUUGCUAAUUAUUAGGUAUUUUUUUUACAGUUAAUACACUCCUUUAGUGGACUAAACAAUUACACGGAUAUUACAACAGUUAGCCUGAAAUUCCUCAUGAAGAUCUGCGCAAGCAAACUCACACACCUCAUGAGGAACUCUGUCCUUUCAUUUUCAAACUUCUAAUGGCAUAAAAUAGAUCUGUGCAAGUCUUCCAUGGACAUUCUGAGGCAAGGUUAUCCAGGGCCGCUUGGCGCUCAGCCAGGAUUAAUUACCAUGGCAACACAUAUGCAUAAUCCAGACCCAGUUGCUUUUAGUCAACUUUACACCAGGAUUAGCCAUGUUCAAAUUAAUAAUUUCUCUCUAGAAAUAUGUAAAAGAAAACCUGUUCAGCCUCACUAAAGACAGUUACGUUAAAUGAAAAUAACAGUUUAAACAGUCUAAAAGAAAGGCCCGGCGGUGCGUUACACAUUCCGGUAAAGCCUGUAUUCGAGCAACUUAGUCCAGAUUCAUGAAACAAGUUUUUAUUUUCAGUGGUUGACAGCUGUUUAUCAAACCCAUGUCAACACGGCGGAACCUGUAGAGCAGAAGAAGGAGGAUUUGUUUGCUCUUGCCCAGCUAAGUACAGGGGAAUUAUCUGCAACGGUAAAUAUACAAAUUUCAUUGUAUGAGAUUACCCAUAAGAUAGCAAUAUGAAAUUUUGCAGGUUUUACUUUAUUUCCUUAUAAAGAAGACACAAUUCAAAAGAGGAGAUUAUCAUACCUCUUUUCUCGUUUAAUAUAGGAAUUCUCUACUGCCUUUGGCUAACACUCGAGGGCCAAGAGCCUUUCCAAUCCAUUCACAGUUUGUGUUUGUUACGGCCUUCAGUCACUCCUUUCCUUUAGAAAGACUUUCUUGAAUAAUUCUAGCUCUAUAUUGCUGAUAGAAAUUCUCUUUAUUCUACUAAGGCUUAGUAAUAUUAUAAUGAUUUAUUGUUUUCUUCUGGCUUUCUGAUCUUCCUUUUUCUCUUGCCUCGCUUCAGAGAGAGAGCCCUGUCAUCCAAACCCAUGCCGAAACGGAGGGAAAUGUCUUUCAACUUCCGAAGGAUUUGUUUGCAGAUGUGCCACAGGUUAUCGCGGAGAGACGUGCACAGGUUUGCCACUUCUCAUUCAGUUCUUAUAAAGGGGCUAUUGAAAUAUUUUUAACGUCCCUUUUUGUCUCUAUCUUACUGGGACUUAGAUGUACUUAAAAACAAUGUAGACAGUGGAGUUUUCAUUCUGGUGUACAUGCUCUAACGGACAUUGCUUAAUCAUUGCUAGCUACAAACCUAGGCCGGCGAUACGAAGUAAAAUGAAAAGCAAAAGUGAAAGUUAAAAAGGUGUAUCGAUUGUCUGACUUUACAAGAAUUAGAAUCCAGCUGUUAUUAAAAUGAAGAUGACAGAGAUUUCCAAGGAGAAGAAAAGAUUGUCUUUUAGAAUAAACAAAAGGAAUACAAUGUCUUUGACGUGUUAUUACGUCACUGAUGCCCCCGGAUGUAAUGUACAUGUCCGUUAAGGCCUGCGUGCUCAGAGUUGGAUCUAUUGUGAAUAUAUACAGCCUGUGUACAGACGAAGGGGCUUCUGUAUACAGGCUAUGCCUAAAGUAAGAUUAGUAGAACCUUUAUCUUAAUUGUCGCGUUUUUCUGAUAUAAGUACAGUUAUUGAUGCAUGUGUACAUUAGUAACAUGGCUAUGCACAGCUGAAAUUUGACUAACUGUCGUAAGGACAAAAAUUAAACAAAAAAUCAAUAUCUCCUGAUUAAUUUUGUACAAUGACAUUAAAACUCUAGUUUCUACUCUUUUGCGAACAGAGGAAGAUGAAUGUGAACCAAACCCUUGUCAGAACGGAGGUCGUUGUGUGGCUCAUUACUUUGGUGGAGGAUUUGAUUGUGAAUGUCCAUUGGGAUUCAGAGGAACCACCUGUCUGGGUAGGUGUUCUAAAAAAAUAACUCUUUCAUUCCCAAUCGCAAAAAUGGCCAUAGUCAACAUUUAACAAAAUUUCCAAAUCUUAUUUUGUAAAAUGCUGAAAAACAAACAGAACCAUGUGAAAGUACUACCAUAAAGGUUUCAUUUAAAUGGUCUCACAAUAGUUUUCAUCCACAGACUCAAAAGUUAGAACCACCAAUUCAGGAUUGAGUUCUGUAAAGAAAUAUGUCUAAGGCUAAACAAGAGCUCACAUUACAAGCUUGUUUAUUUGUACCAAACCGAAGAAGUUUAAUUUUUUUUUCCAGACAAAGACCCUUGCAGGCCUAAUCCAUGCGGCCAUGGAGGAUUCUGUUCGGAAAUUGGUGGAGGCUUCGCUUGCAAUUGCACACUGGGAUUCAAAGGAGCGACAUGUCUAGGUAAUAAACACAAGUAAGACUAGGUGAUAGCUACUGAAUGGCCUAACUUACGUAGAGGCUCUGAGCGAAAGGGGUACCUUUUUCAGGCUUCAGGUAUAUGAAAGGGUAGGAAUUUCACUAGCUGAGGUAUACGAAGGGAAAUCUGUCAUUUCGGUCUGUAAAAUGCAUCAAAUGGCUAACAGACAGACAGGGCAUUUGCAGCAGUUAGAAGGGAUAUGAUGCUCAAAAUUAGGUUUGUAAAAGUGUUGCCUUAUAUAAUGUAUAAGAAAGGGUUACCUUUCAUGUAAAAGGGUAAGGGGUUGACCUUGGUGGCGGAGCUUCCUUGUACAAAACUUUGUUGAGUACUCCCUCGAGAUUUUUGUCACAGUCUUUAAAGUACAACCAUAGCCAGGCUAGAGAAACAGUAAUGAAGUCCGAUGGGCUAAUAUGAGGCGUGGGGCCUUGCCACAAAGUUCUACUUAACUCUUCUCUAUUGAAGUGAUUCUCAGUACUGAAACUUUUGCCUUAUGAAACUCAUCUUUACUUUCAGAGCUCGAUCAGUGUCAUCCAAACCCUUGUGCUCAUGGGGGUAGCUGCCGUGAAGUGGUUGGAGGGACUGGGUUUGCUUGUCAGUGCAUCACCGGCUACAGAGGAGCAAGAUGUGACGGUAAGUUAAAAGAAAGGGAGCCAAACGGAUUGCAAUACAAAGUGAGAAAAUACAGCUACAUUAAAAAGAAAUCUGGCCCGGUGCGCUAAACGAAGAAAUUACGUAAUUGGCUCACAUAGAAACGAUCAUAUAACGAGUAUACAAUGAAAGAAUCCCUUAUUUUUUACAGUGAAAGACCAAUGUCACCCUAACCCGUGCUUACAUGAUGGAAUGUGUAUGGAAGUUAACGACGAACUGGGCUUCCUAUGCAACUGCACAGCGGGAUACCGUGGAUCCCAUUGUCAAGGUACGUUAAGAGACAAUGGUAUCUACCAUACAUUUAUUAAUUGUGCUUUUUUUUGGUGAAGGCUCAGAGGUACUUGACUCAAACUUGAAAGGAAUGUGGUUAAGGGUUUGAUUAAACCUAGGCCUAAUUAUGAAAAAAAAAGUUUAUUGAUGUUUUUGGUGUUCUUUAUUAUAAUGUCAGGGCCUGAAAUGUUCCAGUCGACAAAACAAUCUACAAUAGGCGACAAAGUUUUUGAGACAUUGUCGUCAGAUGGGGUAACUUUAAAGAGCAAAACAAUCCAAUCCCUCUUCCCGCUCCGCUCGAUUCAAAGUUGAUGUGUUUAUUGUUUUUUACAGGUAGCUCGAGCAUUGCAUCGAUAGGGUGGGGGAGGGAAAGCUUUAUUUUUCUCUGUUUAAGUUAGCAACAUGUCCAAAAGGCCCAUUAGGGGAACGUUUCUUAACAAAUUUUUGUCGCCGAUUGUAGGCUGGUUAAGCGACAUGAUAUGGCAACAAUUCAAUAAGUUUUUUCGCAAUAUUUAUGUCUACCUGUAUAAAUAGAUAUGGAUCCAUGUCGCCCGAAUCCCUGUCUUAACUCCGGAGCUUGUGUACAUACUGAUGAUGGAUUUGUUUGUAAUUGUUCAAUGGGGUUUAAGGGAACGCACUGUCAAGGUCUGUACAUUUUUUCUGAUUACAGUAUCACGCAUAAAAUCAAUCGCUACGCAAACAUUUUGAAGAACGGCGAUUAUCUAAUCAACUUGUAAUUUAACUAGCACCAGCUAUUUAUUCAUACAAAGUAGCUUAUAGCUUACAUUUCUGACGGAAUUGGAUGUUGGCUCCAAAUUUGCAGAAAUUCGUGCUCCAUAACACUAAGUACAAGGAUUUUUAAUCCUCCAGCCCCCAGCUUUAAUAUAAAAAUUGAUUGUAAAUAUUUCUCCUAAAUUUACGUAAGUAUUUUAAAUAGCCUUUCUUUCUUUUUUUAUGGUUAAGUUAAAACAUAGAACUUUAACUGAUUUUCAGCAGCCAAUAGUUUGUCCCUUUGGAGACCGAGGAGUUACUGUUGACGAAAAUUAAUUCUAAAGCCAAUCUGCUCAGAAACAGCACCAUGUUUUCGGUUUUUGAAGGAGUGACGUUAUCUUAUCGUUAUAUAUACCGUCGGAUCUGACGAAUGUUUAAACUCAAAUAUCAAAUUUAACAAACUUGUAACUUUUUUUCGUAGAGCGUGAUCUUUGCAAACCUAACCCUUGUCAAUUUGGCAAUAAAUGCCAUCAAACUGGUAUUGAUAGCUAUCAGUGUGUGAAAAACCUUUGCAAUCCAAGUCCCUGUAUGCACAACGGACAAUGCAUUGAGAUUAAUGAUGAAGACUACAAGUGCGUAUGCCCAACAGGGUACAUGGGAAAGAACUGUAAUGGUAGGUGAUUUAAGACCCCCAUAACUAAAUGCAAGACCCUCGGAGCAGAGCCUUCGCUCCUGUCGGCCCCGCACUUUGAAACACUUUUCCUGUAGCCGGCUAUCAGGAGUAUCCGGAUCAGUCAGGGUUUUAAGCAGGCUCUGAAGACUUCCCUUUUAUCGUACGGCAUUUCCUUAAUGAAUCAUUAAUAAUAUUUUUGUUCACAGUAUUUAUUUUUCAGUUGAUUUCGUUGUCAUAAUUUCAUUUACUCUGGGUGUACUAUGUGUUACAUGCUGGUAUUUUUUUGCAUUUUUUGCAGCGCCUGAGAAUAUGUAUAUAAAAGUAGGUUGAGUUUGAUCGUUUGGGCGAGCUUAGUCUUGAGUAGGACUGUUGUUGUUGACAAUGACUGUCAACAACAACAACAGUCCUAUUCAGGACUACGUUCACCUGGACGAUCAAACUCAACCUACUUUUGAAAUGACUCCUAGGUUCAAACCUUUCACAAUAUGCAUAUAGUUUUAGCGCAAUAUUAAUAAAUAUCUGUAUCUCUAUCAACUAAGGGAAAAUCUGCAGUCCUGGUUAAAAUUACUAACAUGAAAGACUUCUUGAUCACGCAAGAUGCAAUAUUCAAUACAAAAAAAUUGCUCCUUCCCCGCUUUCUACUGUCGGUUUCAUAGUAUCUCGCAUAACUUGUUUAAAAAAAAUCAACAAUAAAGGAAAAGGGGCUACUUAAUCAAAGGGGCCAAUAGCUACAAUCAGGGACAAAGAAGUUGACCCACUUGUUUAAAACGAGCGAUUUUAUCCACAAUUUUCUUCACUUAUGUUUUGAUUCUGUUUAAACGCCGUAAGUUUACUCAUUCCCGAAUCAAUAUUGUUUGUAGUAAAAGAAAGACUUGAGGGUCUCAAAUACAACAUUGAUUUUGGGGGAGGGGUGGGCGUAAUCAGGAGGAGGGAAUCUCAACACGUUUAUUCCCCAUUUUCGCUUUGAACUUGUACAUGUUCCUUUAGUUCUUCACCUGAUGAACGCCCCAGUAUGAGAACUUACUUAACACGUAAUUAUCAUCAAACUAUCUAACAGUUGUAAUAAUCCGUCUGUUAUAAAGAACCUGACCUGUGUCAACCAAAUCCCUGUAAAAACGGAGGAACUUGUUCACGAACGACGAAUGGAGGGUAUAAAUGUCACUGCAUGCUUGGAUAUGACGGAACAAACUGUGAAGGUGAACAUAAACCAUACAUGACCUCUCUAAACUAAAGCUAAAGAUAUGCAACUAAGUCGCUAAUUGACUAAACAAGUGUGAACACUGCUCUCUCGUUCUAAUUGCAUAAUGAACAAAAGACAACGGAUUAGGACUUGAAAAUUCGAAGCAACAGUUGGAUGGUCUGGUGAAAAAGCUCAUGUAAUAUCCCUUUACAUGAAAACUGAAGAUAUGUUGGAUAGAGUCUUUUUCAAUAACAAACAAAUACUUCCUUUUAAUUCACUUAACUUCCCAACAGUGCUUGAGAGCCUCCACAUAUUUUUUCCUAACACAUAACUCAUUCAGUAUGAAACAAACUGUUCUGCUAGGCGUUCGAGAGCUGGUUUUGUUUUAAACGCGAAAAUUAAAGAGACUUUUUCUUCACUACUCAUUUGCUAAAAAAAGGCCUUUCUUGAAUUUUUUUUCCUUUAAAACAAGAAUUUGGAAGGCAAGCAAACGCCGAUGGUCGACAUAAUGUGCCCGAAGUUCACAGCACAAGCGCCCUACCAAACAACUUGAAAGCAGGCUCCAGUUCGACACAGUCCUCUUCAGAAGUAGCUCUGCAAGGUAAAUCCCUCAUGCAUAAAAUAUAACACAUAUAUUAGUGAAAGGUCAGCUCAGGAUUUAGCCAGUAAACAGGAUCGUAGGGGAGGUUAAAUACUAGCAGGAGCCUUCAGUAUCUCCAGCGAAAAUUUUUAUCCAAAGAGAAAAUAGAAUGUAACGUUUUCAAAUCUCUACCUAAAGUAUUUCAGUCUUAGAAGGCAUGCUUACACAUUCUUCGCCUCCCUCUAUUUAGCACUGAAAGUCUAGGAUAGUCUUUGCCCCGUAGACUAUAUCUUCGUUUAUUGUUGUGUUUUUUAGAUACAGGAGUGUGUCAUCCCAAUCCAUGUAGAAACGGUGGAUCAUGCUUCAAAAGUAGAUAUUCUUUUAACUGCAAAUGCACCAGAGGAUACAAAGGAAAACACUGCGAGCUAAGUGAGUUACUUCGGUUUGUCAACGUUAUAACUUUUUUUCCUACUUCGCUUUGCAAAAGACAUGUGCAAAAACGAAAACCAAACUAAAGAGCGUGGGCGAUCUGCACCUAUUUGAAAAAUUGUUUGUAAUUGGCUGGGAAAACAAUAGGCAUUGUGACAUAACAAUGCCCCUAUAAUCCCUGAAAACAAUGGAAGUGCAGAUUAAAGGGGACCAAUGAAACAGGAGGUUUAAAACGGUGCAGGUCAACCGAAAGAGGAUGACACUUGACAAUUCAAAGAACUGAUAAACCCGCUGUGGCUCUUAAAGGAUCCCCAACUAAUUGGAGGCACUUUCCAGAUCAAAGUGAAACCGAUUCUCAAGCGUGUGGUCGAUAUGUUCCCCAAACUGUGUUGGUCUCCUUGUCCUCACAUAUUAACAAAUUAUCGGUCACUGAUAAGGAUCGAAAGUAUUCUUUUUUUGUUUUUUUUUUAUCUAAUAAUUAUGAUUAUAAUUAUAGAAUGGGGUGUUAAAAAUAAUGAUGUUUUAUAAUACCACAAGUUCGUAUUUUGAACGAAUUUUUUAGCUCCUCGACGCAACGUGUCAAAAUAAAUGAUUGAUUGAUUGAUUGAUUGAUUGAUUGAUAAUAAGAUCUAGAGACAGUUAGACAAAAGUAACCUUACAACAAGAGUAUACUUACAAUAAGAAUAAACGAUGACUAAAACAAAAUAUGAAACAAAAUUGCUUCCGUAGCUGCUUACUAAAUAGUAUAGUGCCUAACGUAUCUCAAACGUAAUGACAUUCACCUAGAUGUAUAGAGAUAUUUUCUAAUAGAAGUUGGAACUGCAGGAUGAAGCCAUAAUUUUUUAUAUUCACAAUAAACGCUCAUCCCUAGAUAAAUAAAAAAGAAAAAUAUUAAGGUUGAUAUAAACAAGAUCCUUGAUUACGUUACGAUAAUCUGGCUGACGCCUUCAAGCGUCUUUAAAAUCCUAAGCUAAUCUUAAGUUACCUAAGGCAGAUACAAUGGCUGUGGGAGAGAGACAGUCUCACCCACUUGAUGAUGAAGUAAUUUUCAGUUUGGUAACACGACACAGUGUCUAGUUUCCGUUAGGACUGCCUUUUCUCUUGCCAAAAUCUUUGAGGCCGCAUUUCACUUUCUGCCAGAUAAUUCUGCUUAAAACGUCCAAAAACAUUGAUUGGAGAGACAAGAUGUCGAGAAAAACACCACUCUUUAGGUCGUGUUAUAGAAUCUCAGAGGAGAGGUUGUUACCCCACGUUGCCAUGGUAGCAAAAUUUCUGGAUCUCAACACACUGUGGUCUCGUAAAUAUGGCAGAAAAAACACGAAAAAAUUGACAGGUAUGACUUUCCUGUGCAUGGCUGAAGUCAGGAACAAAACAGCCUAUACUUUUCUUCCACCAUUGGCAAUGUAAAUGGCCAUCUUUAUCAAGAACAAUUGUCGAGAUCCAGAACUUCUGCUACCUUGGUAACGUGACGUCAAACUUCUCGCUAAAUAAGUUGAUCAAAUGUAAGGUUGCGUUAGUCGUAAACGAUAACUUAUUUCAUUCCUCACAUUAUGCACUUUUCUCUUGUACAUACUACGUGCACUGACAGUGAACGCCUGUAUUCCAAACCCAUGCAAUAACGGCGGCACGUGCCUUUUGGGAGAUGAAGGCAGCUUUGUGUGCCGCUGUCCCACAAAGUUUUCGGGGGCAACAUGUGAAGGCAAGUUUAACGCGAAUUAAAUCUCGUUAAGUGAACAAACUGUGAACAAGUAAAAAGUUUAGGAACCUCCCGGCAAAAAAACACUCAAGCUUGUGUCACGCAUUUGCACGACAUUAACUAAUACGCACUGGAUUCCAGUAGUAGAGUUUUGAAUGAUGUGCCCAUGUUACCUAAUGGUCAGCAGAAUUUCCAGGGCCCCGUUGCUCGAAAGGUGGAAAGCGCUAUCCAGGGGAUAAAUCCCUAUCAACUGGAUAGCGCAGUUUCCUAAUACUUAUCCGCUGGAUACUGAUUUAUCCUUUGGAUAGUGCUAUCCAACGUUGAGCAACCGGAGCUAGAAAGAUAACCGCGCGAGGAAAAUAUUAAAUUCAUUCUAUGACUAAGUAUGAAAGAUUUAAAAACACCCUACACUCUUCCCUGAGCCCGCAUCCUUAGUUUUAAGAGUACCAUCUAUUCCUAUGACUCUACUGUGGUUCAGAAAUGACUGACAGAACGAGACAGUUAUGGCCUUCAUUGAUUGAAAGGCAAAUAAAGGCACCAUGUGUCUGAAUGUAUCCUUGGUCUUUCAGAGGCAAACAAAGUACAAAGAUUGCGGCUUCGACCUAAGCCUCAUCGUAAGUUAAGAGAAUGUUUAGUUCAUUAUAAAAACAAAACAAUUGACUGAAGAAAUAUGCAAAAAUACGGAAAAGAUUUUUAUGGUCUUUCGGGAAUGAUACAUUUCUUCUACCAGGGGCUCAUAACUAACUGAACAUGCAGUACUAUUGCAUGCUAACUGAUUGAACAGGAUAAUGACAACAGGACAAAUCUUUGAUAUUUUCAUCGCGUUUGAAAGAUGAAAACAGCAUGAUUAUUUGAUGUUGAUGAUGAUGAUGACGAUGAUGACGAAGAUAAGAUAACGAUAAUGAUAAUAAUAAUGAUACUGGUAAUAAUAGUAAUAAUGAUAAAGAUAAUAAUUAUGUCGAUGACGAUAAUAGCCGAAUAACAAAGAGCUACUAGUCUACCAAUCCCAGGCAUGCUAAUAAGUAGUACGUAUGCAUCACAAUAUGCUGAGUAUCUAACACAAAAAUAUUUAAUAGCAGUACAGUGGCUAAAGAUGAUAAUAAAACUGAAACGUAAUAAAUACUAUAGAAAUGGUUCAAAGAGAGCGCAGAAACUCUUUGUUAUAAUAAAAAAGCAUGACUCUUGCUAUUGCCAGUUUGAAAAAUAACAUAUAAUUUAACAAUCUGUAGGUUAACAGCAAAUAUGAUUCCUAUUGCUUAUACUAUGACAAAUAUAAAAAUAUAAAUGAAUAAUGAUUUUAAAGUAGGUCAAUCACAUCGUCGUUUUUCAUCCGACCAGCGAUACACUUAGCUUCGCUUCAAGAUAAAACAGAAAGGAUUACUAAUUUUGAAGAUCUACAAAGUUAUCUUUGCAUAUUCUUUCGGGCAUGUUGGCAACUAAAUUAUGCAAUUUAUGUGUAUUUUAAAACGUAGAUGCUGUUAGUUAAGAAUGGAAGAAUAGUUAAUACUCGUACACAUAUACAAGCCGAAAAAACACCCUUCCAAGGUCAACGAGGUAGCAUGAUUAGUUUAUUACCUGUUGUAUAUCUUUUUCCUUUUCCAAAUUCAACGUAAUAAUAGCUGAACCUAACAACAUUUUUGGCCUUAUUCCAGGUUAACCACAGCAAUCGAUUUUACCUUCAAUUUUCCAAAAUAUGCCUCAGAAAUAAACAAAAGAUUAGAUGUGGGACUAGCUCAAAUUCUCUUUGGACCAAAAGUUCUUGAUCUGCACUAAUCUGGCUAACGCCUUCAAGCGUCUUUAAAAUCCUAAGCUAAUCUGAAGUUACCUAAGGCAGAUAAAAUGGCUGAAGGAGGGAGACAGGCUCAACUACUUGAUGAUAAAGUCAUUUUCAGUUUGGUAACCCGACAAAGUGUCUAGUUUCCGUUAGGACUGCCUUUUCGCUUGCCAAAAUCUUUGCGGCCGCAUUUCACUUUCUACCAGAUAAUUCUUCUUAAAACGUCCAAAAACAUUGAUUGGAGAGAUGAAAUGUCGAGAAAAACACCACUCUUUUUAGGUUGCGUUAUAGAGUCUCAGAGGAGAAGUUGUCACCCCACGUUGCCAUGGUAGCAAAAUUUCUGGAUCUCAACACAUCGUGGUCCCGUAAAUAUGGCAGAAAAAAAAAAACCAAAAAAUUGACAUGUAUGACUUUCCUGUGCAUGGUUGAAGUCAGGAACAAAACAGCCUAUACUUUUCUUCCACCGUUUGACAAUGUAAAUGGCUAUCUUUAUCAAGAGCAAUUGUCGAGUUCCAGAACUUCUUCUACCCUGGUAACGUGACGUCAAACUUCUCUCUAAAUAAGUUGAUCAAAUGUAGGUUUGCAUUAGUCGUAAACCGUAACUUAUUUCAUUCCUCACAUUAUGCACUUUUCUCUUGUACAUACUACGUGCGCUGACAGUGAACGCCUGUAUUCCAAACCCAUGCAAUAACGGCGGCACGUGCCUUUUGGGAGAUGAAGGCAGCUUUGUGUGCCGCUGUCCCACAAAGUUUUCGGGGGCAACAUGUGAAGGCAAGUUUAACGCGAAUUAAAUCUCGUUAAGUGCACAAACUGUGAACAUGUAAAAAGUUUAGGAAACUCCCAGCAAAGAAAACACUCAAGCUUGUGUCACGCAUUUGCACGACAUUAACUAAUAGGCACUGGAUUCCAGUAGUAGAGUUUUGAAUGAUGUGCCCAUGUUACCUAAUGGUCAGCAGAAUUUCCAGGGCCCCGUUGCUCAAGAGGUGAAAAGCGCUAUCCAGGAGAUAAAUCCCUAUCAACUGGAUAGCGCAGUUUCCUAAUACUUAUCCGCUGGAUACUGAUUUAUCCUUUGGAUAGUGCUAUCCAACGUUGAGCAACAGGAGCCAGAGAGAUACCCGCACGAGGAAAAUAUUAAAAUCAUUCUGUGACUAAGUAUGAAAGAUUUAAAAACACCCUACUCUCUUUCCUGAGCCCGUAUCCUUAGUUUUAAGAGUACCAUCUAUUCCUAUGACUCUACUGCGGUUCAGAAAUGACUGACAGAACGAGAAAAUUAUGGCCUUCAUUUAAAAAGAAUUUUCAGAUUGAUUGAAAGGCAAAUAAAGGCAUCAUGUGUCUGAAUGUACUUGGUCCUUGGUCUUUCAGAGGCAAACAAAGUACAAAGAUUGCGGCUUCGACCUAAGCCUCAUCGUAAGUUAAGAGAAUGUUUAGUUCAUUAAAAAAACAAAACAAUUGACUGAAGAAAUAUGCAAAAAUACGGAAAGAUUUUUAUGGUCUUUCGGGGAUGAUAUACAUACCAGGAGCCCAUAACCAACUUAUUAUGCAGUAUUAUUGCAUGCUAACUGGUUGAACAGGACAAUAACAACAAGACAAAUCUUUGAUAUUUUCAUCACCUUUGAAAGAUGGACACAGCAUGAUUAUUUGAUGUUGAUGAUGAUAAUGAUGAUGAUGAUGAUGAUGACAGGAUAACGAUAAUGAUAAUAAUAAUGAUACUUGUAAUAAUAGUAAUAAUGAUAAGGAUAAUAAUUAUGUCGAUGAUGAUGAUAGCAAUAACAAAGAGAUAUUAGUCUACCAAUCCCAGGCAUGCUAAUAAUUAGUACGUAUGCAUCACAACAUGCUGAGUAUCUAAUACAAAAAUAUUUAAUAGCAGUGGUUAAAGAUGAUAAUAAAACUGAAACGUAAUAAAUACUAUAGAAAUGGUUCAAAGAGAGCUCAAAAACUUUUUGUUAUAAAUAAAAAGCAUGACUCUUGCUAUUGUUAGUUUGAAAAAUAACAUAUAAUUUAACAAUCUGUAGGUUGACAGCAAAUAAGAGUCCAAUUGCUUAUGCCAUGAAAAAUAUAAAAAUAUAAAUGAAAAAUGAUUUUAAAGUAGCUCAAUCACAUCGUCGUUUUUCAUCCAAUCAACAAUACACUUAGCUUCGCUUUAAGAUAAAACAGAAAGGAUUACUAGUUUUGAAGAUCCACAAAGUUAUCUUUGCAUAUUCUUUCGGGCAUGUUGGCAACUAAAUUAUGCAAUUUAUGUGUAUUCUAAAACGUGGAUGCUGUUAGUUAAGAAUAGAGGGAUAGUUAAUUCUCGUACAAAUAUACAAGCCGAAAAAAACACCCUUCCGAGGUCAACGGGGUAGCAUGAUUAGUUUAUUACCUGUUGUAUAUCUUUUUCCUUUUCUAAAUUCAACGUAAUAAUGGCUGAACCUAACAACAUUUUUGGCCUUAUUCGAGGUUAAACAUAGCAAUCGAUUUUACCUUCAAUUUUCCAAAAUAUGCCUCAGAAAUAAACAAACGAAAAGAUGUGGGUCUAGCUCAAAUUCUCUAGGACCAAAAGUUCUUGAUCUGGAGGGGAGAGGGGAGGUGGUGGGGAGUGCUCCGUCCCUGACAACUGAACUUUUGGAACAGGCUUGUACAGCUAAUGGUUUAGGUAAAGAGCGAUUUUACUCUCAGUGCCAGCAUCUAUGACAUUUGGAACAAAAGAAAGCGUUUGCACCUGCAAAAGAGUUCAACUCUCAAAGGAUUUACUUAUUACACCAACAUGGCCGCCGUUUCAUUCUUUUGAAAAACCAAUAUGGCCGUUGUGACGUCAUGUGAAAACGCCCCAUGAAGUAAAUGAUAUAUUGAAAUGAGUCAUAACGUAGUUGAUUUCCUCCUUUUUUCUUCUAGUGGAUUAUUGCAAUCCCAAUCCUUGUAAGAACAAAGGCGUGUGCGUGGUGGAAGAAGAAAAAGGCUACAGCUGUGCGUGCGAGCCUGGUUUUGCUGGUUUCCAUUGUCAAGGUACGUUAGACGACCUGUAAGGUAAAUUUCCCGAUUUAUUUCUAGUUUUUCGGAUUCUGUCCACUAGUGUGUAAGUCAAGAAGACUGGCAACUGUUGCGUUGUAAAUAAAAAGCGUGAGAAAUAAGGCCUUGAUCGUGAUUCUCAGUCCCGUCCCAACUGAGGUCAGAAUCAAGCAAGUAUAGACCUUUUCCGCAUUCUUGUGAACAAAGGCACAAACUCGAGGUCAGAACCAAGCAAGAAUAGACCCUUUCCACAUUCUUGCGAAAGAAGGAACAAACUCGAGGUUUGGGUAACAAAAAACAGUGAUUUGUCUGAAAUUGUCCACUCAAGCUUUCACCUCGGUUUCAUUUACUUACCCGGUUGCGAUAGCAGUCAAUACGCACACUUGGCCAUCUGUGAGGGAAAACUCCCAGAGGUUCUGUGAACAGGCUACAAUGGAGCAGAUAGAGUGCAGGGAAAGUGUUAAGCUUUUUCCGUGACAUAAUAAAUAAGUAACUUAUUCCUUUUAGAUGAUCAUUGUAAUCCUAACCCGUGCCAUAACCGGGGCGUGUGCGUUCGAGACAAGACAAGCCAUUACAGAUGUAACUGUCAUAAUGGGUUUUUGGGACGCAACUGUGACGGUAAGAAAUAAAAUAUCCUUUCUUCAUGUAUAAAUAAGGAAUGAUUUAGAAUGGGUGGUACUUCCACAUAUAGUGGCUCUUCAUUUAUCUUUCUCUCAUCUCACUGGAUUUUUAGCUCUACAUUCAUCUCUCACGAAAACAGACAACCUCGUGGAGAGCACUAUGAGUCCUUCUAAUAGAGAUGUCAGUCUUAUAGAGAGUCAACUAAAGGGGGUGAAGAAAGGCAAGACACCAACUCUAGGUGUCCGCCUAGGGAGGUGUCCGUUACUGUACUGUAUCGCUACUUAUUAAUUCAUAACAUGUUUUUUGCAGUCAAUUCUUGUGUACCCAAUCCCUGUAAAAAUGGAGGUUUGUGCGUGACAGUUCCAGGAAAAGGCUACCAGUGCAAGUGUCGGGACGGGUUCAAUGGUCCUCACUGCGAAAGUAAGCUCUUGAUGCGAAAUUUGGGUUGGUAAAGUCACCAGAGUUCCGAAAAUAGGUCCAGAUUUUAAGUUAAAGAACUCCCUGAUAAACUGACAAUUUAAGCCAAUCGCCUGAGAAUAAAAAUGGCAGUUUAUAGCGAAAAUACACAGUGAACGCUUUGCCCUAAAGCAUUUUCAAUUGCGUUAUUAUUACUAUUAUUUUUUUUAUUAGGCUGCAGACUAGAAGAACGCGAGCUUAAAAGAAAGCGUCAGGCAGAUUAUUCACGGGGUUAAACCUGGGAAUGAUAAAUGGGCCAGGUCUUUUUUUUCCUUGAAAUUUUUGUUUCAGCUACAGUGAUAUUCAGAUACUUUCAACUCUCUCUAAGGGGCACAUCUUUGGGAUCAGCACCAAGUGUUCGUCUAAGAAUGAUGUCCGUCUUAAAAAGAGUCAACUGAAAGGAAAUGAGAAAGGGAGGGACCGACACUGUAUAAGCGACCGGGACCAGACAAUAUGAAGCGACCGUUUUACCAGGUUUUUACAUAGGUGUCCGCUUUUAAGAGUAAAAAAAGAGUAAAAUCGAGCAUUUUUGCCUUCGCAUUUUGAAAGGUAAUCCAUGUUACGGUUGGAAAAAAAUCCAUUUUUAGUUAACGGAGGCCAUGUCGAUUUGACCUGGUUUUGUUUUAAACGGUUCGCAUUUUCAGGUAAUCCAUGUUAUCCCAAUCCAUGUAAUAACGGAGGAAGUUGCCUGGUGUUUUACACGGUUUAUUUGUGCAAGUGUCCACGAGCUUACAGAGGAACAAGAUGCAACGGUGAGGGCUGAUAUUUUAAUUAUUUUUAAUCAAAAACCCUAUUCAAACUUUAGAUACGUAAAGGGAUUUAUUGACUGGUAUAGUUGUAUUUUGUAUUUGUGUUAUCUUACGUACAUACAUUUAUCUUUCAAUUCAAAAUGAAUAAUAGAGGCUGUUAACAUGGAGGGGGAAGAUCUCUAGCACCAGGAAGAUCAUAGAAGGUGUAUCAUCCUAGAGCCAUAUGUUUUCUGUAUUCAGUUUACAUAAGGGUACUUGUCCCUAGUACUAGGAACUUCCUAGUACUAGGAUCUUCCAAGCUGAGAAGUAGGAAGAAGCACCAUGUACACUGCCUUCGCUCGGUAGAUUCUUGUGCUAGGGACAAACCAGAAAAAAAUGGCAACCAGUCGUUCAGUGGCUAAUCACGGCAAUGAAGCCGACCAUUUCGUUUGGCUUUACCAUGUGCUGAUUAUUGUGAUAAUUCUGCUCAAAGGUAGUUUUUACCUCUAGUGUAGAGAGCAGAGGGCCUGUCAUCAUUAAUUCUUUAAGGAAUAGUUGUUCUGUCCUCUAGGAUGUAAACAGCAUGUAAACAGCUCCUCAGAUCUGAAUCUUUCCUUCUAUUUUUGUCCACCCAGUUCUUAUACCUGAUCAAGCUUUAGCUCCGCCUCCACCUCCAGUUACCUCAGCAAAUUUUAUUUCCGAGGUAGCGCCUGUACGCAAGACAACCGAGAAUAUGAAAGGUAAUGAAUUUUGGAAUUCCUUUUGUACUCAUCAGGCCGAGUAUCUGCCAUCUAAAAUCACUAAGGACUAUGUUAGAACUGACUUUGUUAACUGACAAGCUUGUGUGCAAGUUUAGCGAAUGGAGUUGUGGGUAGUAACAAGUUCUUAGUUCUUUUCAUUUUGAGAAACCAAUGCACCUAAAAGAUGUUUAUUAUGAAUAGUAUUGAGAAAAGCAAGAACAUUUGUAGUCUAAGAACAAACGCCACUUACAAAAAGAUCAAGAGAUUCAAUAACUGCGGUGAAAUUCGUUUUCUUGAAUCGACCCUAGAUGGGUCAAAAUGAAAAAAGGUUUCCAGUGAGGCAUUUUCUUGAGAUAAUAUGAGUAGUAAAGCGACAUAUUUCUGAUAUGACGAUUUUUGAAGUAAGCAAGACUUUCAGAAGCUUGCAGCAGAAUAGCUAAUAGAAAGCAGGGCCAUGGAGUUCUCAGGCUACACGAUUUUCGUAACCUUAAAAUUGUUGAAAAUCCAUUGUAAAAAUAAUGUUAUUGUAAUGAUGAUAACAUCUAUAAUAACAAUAGAAGGCUUGUUGAGUAGCAAUUGAAAAUAUCAACUGAUCAAAAGAUGUCGGGUACUAACUUCCUAUUGACUUGAACCUUACCUCUUAAGGCAAUCAAUUAGUCUGAGAAAACAGCCGACAUCUCUCGCGCGACGUCAUCACUGGUUUCCCCCCUAAGGACAGAAAAUCCAUACUGAUGACGUGUCACUAAGAAUAUCGGAGCAGUACUUCUGAUUGGCUGAAACUUUGUUUCAUCCAAUCAGAUGCACUACCCAGAUCUGGGUAGUGACACGUCAGCAGAAUGGAAUUUCUGCGCUCGUUCUUCAGACGUCAUUUCACAGGGAAACCAGUUUUGGAGUCAAGACAUAUCGGCUGUUUUCUCAGGCAAGCAAUCUAACCUAAAUAACUAAGCGUAAGCUACAUACGUAAACAAACUUAAUUAUUUAAUCAUUUUUAAAGAUUACGUGAUCCGAGAUUACUUGUCACAAGUUCUGACUGAAUACUGACCUAAGACUAAUCUUUUACUAACAUUAGCCAACCCCUGCACGUCCAAUCCCUGCCUCAACUCUGCUGUUUGUCUUGAGACAAUUGACGAUAACUACGAGUGCUUUUGCCGUGGUGAUUUCUCUGGACCAAGAUGUGAAGGUUUGACUGACACUGACUUUGACAAAGCCUACUUGACAAUUAUAUCACUACAAACUGACAUGUAGAGUCCUUAACGAGCACGACAUGUGACCUACCGGAUGCUAUAUACCGUCUUAUACAAAAACUUGGCGUGUGCCUUUGGAAAACAUUGAAACUCAGAGAUAUAUUUACGCAAAGGGUAGAAAACACUUGCUUUUGCUGUAGAUAUGAUACAAAUUUUGCCUCGGAUAUGAAACCGUUUAGCUACCAGAAGGAGUUAUGGCUGUUUACUGAUUAUUCAGUCUAGUCAAAUUGACCUAUUUCACACACACUGAAGUCAUUGAGCUUUGCUUCAGCUUAUAGGCAAGCGAUAAUAAAUACACUAAAAACCCCCAAAAAGUUGAAAUAUUUACUACAGUGUAUGUGCAAGAUAAAACUAAGUCAACAGUACUGCAAACAGAACAAUGACAGAUUUCUUUACGAAGAAACACGAAACUGGAACAUGAGCGAUAAAAAUCGGGUAGGAUGUACUCCCGGAAGAAAUGUUUCAUGUCUUUAUACUUUGUUUAUUCUUUUAGAUGUUGGAGCCUACAAGUACUCUUCUGCUCCAAAAUUCUUUCCUGGGAAAGGAGGUUGGUAAUUUUCGUUUUCUUGACAUUCCUCUUGGUAAUCGACUCUGGUUAUAAGCGUUUCACUUAACUUUUAGAACACUUCAUCAUAAGUUAGUGAAGUCUUGUAUACCUGUUGGCCUGUUUUGGUGUUAUGCUUAUAGAACCAGAACGUAGCGGCAUUCUCAUGCAAACGGCAUUCUCUCAUCAUUCCCAAAAAUAAUAUUGACGAACGAAUGUGAAACCUCUCCGUGUAAAACGGUCACAAAAUUCUAUCAACAAGCACGAAUCAGUUGUCAUUCAUCGCAAAAUAAGCGAGUGUAAAAUUUCCGUCUGUUUCAGAUAGAAUUGGAAUUUGGAAUUGUUGGUUUUUGAGAAGAGGUAUCGGGGAAAUGAACCUCUUGUACUAAGGGAGACAAACAACAAGAAACGCAACCCGCAAAUGGUGUCGAUAUCGGGACUCAACCCAAGCAACAUGGUGGGAGGCGAGUGUCUCGUCAUCGCGCCACCCUUUCUAUUUUUAUUGGGCUGAUUAACUGGGGCUCAAAAUUGCUAGCCAGAGUGUUUGAGAAUCUUAUUCUUGUUGUAUUCACAGAGGAAUGUCUGCACUGUGAUCGUGAUGCCCACUGUGUAGGUGGGCACUGUAUCUGCAAGCACGGUUUCGUUGGAGAUGGCCUGGAUUGCUGGGGUGAGAAUGCUACUGUCUUCCAGGAAAACAUUCCAUGUUGUUUAUUAAUUACUACACAGAGCUUUUAAAAAAGGCUUUUAUCCUCUAUUUCUGUGAAAAAUAUAACUUAAGCAAUUAAUUUUAAUAUAGCGAAUACUUUUUGAAUUCUCUUUUAGUGGAAACCCAGCGAGACAAAGAUUGGAUGUGUCAAGCUUCCCCGUGUAUGAAUGGUGGUACAUGCAAGCCAGGAAUAUCAAAGUGUGUCUGCAGGCUGGGCUAUGUUGGUGACUAUUGUGAAUGUAAGGCUUUUCAACAAGUUCAUUUGAGUGGUUAAUAAUUCUUUAAACUUGCUGUAGAUUCAUUACCCCGUUCCGCGAGUGAGGUUAAUUUAGUGAGUUUAAGCAGCGGCGUUUUUGAGCGAAGCACGUUAACCGGAAGUGGACUUUUUUUUGCACACUUGAGCCAUGAUUUUGAACAAACGUUUAGUCAUAUCGUCUCUAUAAGGGUAAAGACACUUAGCAAUACAAAUUUGGUGUCGUCAAGGAAUAUUAAAAGAGAAAAAGGCUCAUUUGCGGUUGACGUGCGCCGCUCAAAAACGUUCGGCUGGUUAAUUUCCCGUUUUGUUGAUGUGGCAGUAGGCCCUUUGCAGCAUGUCAUACACAUGGUACAAAGCCAUUAUACUUGAUAUUAUAAUCAUUAAUCAAUUGCAUUUCGUUAACAGCGUACUGCCCACCUUCCAUACACUUAAGUUUUGACAAGUACACCCAGAGUGGAUUACAAGAUGAUUCCGGAAGUGGAAACGAUGGGCUUCUUGCAAACGGAGCACAAAUUGUUCCACAUGGUGGAAAAUGUGGUAAUGCGGCUAACCUACUAGGUAAGAUCCAUAAACAACGUAGAAAUGUUCAAAAACAGUUCGUUCAACAUAGGCAAGUUAACAUCUUGAGGAAGUAGUAUAGGGUGCACCGAAUUAUCCUUUUGGGGCUGGAAUCUCAUUAAAUUGCGCAGGAAUACAUUAACGACGAUGACGUCAUAGCCCUUUGUCUUUAUUUUUGGAUAAAAUGGGAUGGAAUCACGUGUGCUAAUUAGGUAGUUUAACUGGUUUAACGGGAUUUCUAGUUAUGGUUAGGUCGGUGAAUGUUGUGGUUUUUAAGUAUUCUUUGGUUGAUAAAUGUUGUGGAAGGAAUAACAGCUAGCCCGCCAGUGACUUAAAAUUACUGAGCUGUAACGUAAUAAUUCUUAAAUAUAAAGCCGCUUUCAAUGUCUAUUGCUUAAAGAAAAAUUGUUUCACUUGCGGUUCAUUGAUUCUUGGCGCCUGAAUCGUUCAUUUUUGUGAAGACGAAGACAAACUAACUCUUUCUAGUACGAAACACAUUGUGUACUUAUUCCUCCCCUUCUUGCUUCUCUAAAAUUCAAUUAGUACGAAACUCAUUAACUAUUUUUUUAUUUUCCAUCCACCACCACCACCACCACCACCGCCGUCUCCUCAUCGCAGGUGGAGACGUGCUUCUUGAUGGCGCACACUUCCAAAGAAUACCAAGGGAGGGUAUCACCAUAGCAACGUGGAUCAAACUUGACACAAACAAAGGCAUCCAAUCAAUAUUCGACACAGUGGGAAGUCAUUCAAGGCACAGUGACGGGCAGUAUCACUUUGAAAUUGAGAAUGCAAAGGUUCGGUGGUUUCACAGAAAUGAGGAUCAUAAUACCAUAUUCAGCUUGGAAACUCGUCCCUUGAUAAGGGAGGGGCAGUGGACACAGAUUACGGCCACAUACAACGCAAAGAGACAGCGAGCGAGAGUAAGUGAUUAAAGAGUUAUGACGAAUCUUUAGGACUCUUCUAGAAGUAUUCCAACACUAAAUAUUGAAGGCAAGGCCUGAUAUUCUUCAAUCUCUAUUUGAUAAUUAUCCAAUGAGCCGUGGUGAUAUUUGCCUUCAUAAGCAGCCAGUUAAUUUGUUUUUACACUUAAUUUUUUUAAAUUUUGUCUACAAAAGUUGUAAAUGAAUAGAAUCAGUCUGAGAAUGGGUAAAAAAACUGUACCCUCGGAGAUGAAGAUAGAAAGCGCUGGUUAUGUAUUCCAGGCUGAGUUAAGAAUAUGGCACUCGCUUAGCGAAGUCGUAAAAUCACGACCGAUGGACAUGUUUUACUACCUUGCCUGUAGAAAUGACCAAAACAUCAUUGCGAUUAGUGCUCCCUGAUGAAAUUUUGGUUCGAUAUCUUCUUCAUAUCUCGACAGGAGCAUUUCGUGCGUGGGUAGCAGUAUCCUCGAGAAAUAACCCCUUUGAUAUUUCCGUUUGUAGGUCUAUGUUAAUGGUGAUCUGCGAGAAGAAGUGCGAGGACAAGGCACGCUGUCUCAGGAUUGGGGAGGCAAGGCUGGAAUUGGCCGCCACAAACAUCAAUUCGGAAAUCGCCUCCUAAGAGGAAUGAUAGACGAGUUCUACAUUUUCCCUUGCGAACUACCUCGCCUAGAAAUCCUUGUGCUCAUGAGACAUUGCCAUGUCUAUUUCAGUAAGUUUAUGAUGAAAGUUGUCAUUUAUCGUCCAAUGUAUGUAACAGGUUCCCUUAUCACUAGUCUUGCAAUAAUCACUUUGAUGUUUAUUGCGACGUUCUGACCGAGUCGGUUGGCUGAUAAACAUUAUUCUAACCGCCAAUAAGUGAUCGAAACAUCGUGAUCCAUAUUAGGGAAAGCAACAUAUUUAAUGACAAGCAGUCUUGAUAAACAGUUAUGAGUUCCCGUUUUCUUCUUUUUAGAACAUGCAAAGAAAGUGACAGAGGAAUCCUCAACGACGAGGGGUCCUGCCUCAAUUAUGACUCUGCCUACCAAUGGGCAACGAAAUAAUCAACCCUAUCUUCCCCGUCCGUCUCCAACGGCUGUUAGUCAAAGUUUUACUACGGUGGCUCGAGCCUAUCACAAGCAACAACCCACUUCUUCAGACUUUAUUGCCAAUAAUUUGCAGCAGAUACUAGCCAGCCUAUCCAGUGAGAACCAGCCUCCUGGAAGCAAUCCAUCUACGAUGUCUCGCCCACACCAGGCAUAUGGGAAAGACCAACAACAAGCGAAAGCACCAAACGCCUACGAGCCAGUGUCACUGUCAGCUGCACAACCUCAAACUAUCAAUUCUAAUCAGAUAGCGCAAACCUUGCCUUCUUAUAGGUGGAAUUACUAUCAUCCUGGCGCAGCUGCACCAGUUUCAAAUAAAGCUGCAGUUAGGUAUGGCACCCAAGCAAUGCAGUCAGCGAACAAGAAUCCCCCAUCAGCUAUGACUGCUUUAUUACCAGCUCAAUCUCAAGGAACUCUCAGGCAUGAGACUCCAGCUGCUGUGCAACAAAUGAAAAGGCCACUUUUGGGUCAAGCCUCACCCACGCGGCAGAUGAGUUCUAAUCGUCAACCUGCUCUGCUAAAUCAAAAUCCAUAUCAAACAUCGUCCAGGCUUAACCCACCGGCAAAGGUACAGCAGGGUAAUGCCGCAGGGAUUCAGCAAGUUCCUAUAAGAAAUUUCCAGGGAUAUAAUUAUUUUCCUACUUCGGGAGGAUCCAUGGUCAAUAACCAUCUAGGAUUUCCUGAAAGGACGUCCAGUUAUGCGCAGAUACAUAACCCGAUUGUUUGGCAUAUUCCAUUACCAAAAACCAAGACUGGAGUACCAGUUCGUUUCAGGAUACCACUCACCUCUCUAUCCAUUAAUAGCAUGGGACAGUUAAGGGCAGGAAAGCAGUUCAACGUUCAUCAGACUGGCCCUCCACUAAAAGGGAUUGCUCAAAAUAUGCUUAAGACACCUGUUGCUUCCUUUCAACAACCAUUUGUUCAAAAGCAACAAGUCAAGUUAAUUCAACCUAUGCUAAACCAGAACCCCGAGCCUGGAGGACCUCGGGCUCAAGUAGCUUCUCCUCUACAACAGAAUCAGCAAUCGCUUUCAUCCAAACUGGCGUUGCUUGAAGCACCUCACCGACAAACUAUCACUUCACAAAUGUCACAGACUCACUUUCCUCAAACGGCAGCACCCAAUCAGAGACCAUCUUUACCAAUACAAGCAUAUAAUAACAACAUGUUUGCGAGACCACCUUAUUCUCCAAGUGUAAGGCAAAAAGUUUUACUAUCCUCAAACAGGAUACAUCCAUCUUUAAAUGGUGCUCUUGCACAGACAACGCAGCACCUUCCCCAAGUUGCCCCUUUAAGGCCACACUACAUUUAUGGACAGAAUUCUUGGCCUUGGGGCGCUUGGAGAAACCAGGCUCCACCUUUAAAACUAGCUUCAAGUCGGUCUUCGAGUCCACAAUGGUAUCCAACAACAAAUUCUCCGUUCACGGUGUCGCCACAGGUAUUGUUAUACUACUAUUUGUAUCCUAAGACGAUUAUGAAUCCUCUAAACAAGCUAGGUAACUUGAGAGGUGAAAAGGGAAACUUCUGGCAAAAGUUGAAAGACCAGAUCUCUAGGACUGUUCCUUUCAGAAACCUCAAAGUAGCUACAGUAGCAAGUGACCCGACUGUGACAGGACAAAUACAAGUAAAACCUACUAAUCUACAAACUGGACAGUCAAAAUCAAACAUAGCCACCUAUGGUGCCUUCAGACCACGUGUACAGACGUCUAAGAACGCUCCAUAUUACGGAGUCGUAAAAGAACCAUUAAAAACUCUCCUAUCAGGAGGAUUAGCUUCGAGUAGCUUACACAAUCCGCUGCAGGCAAAACAGCAAGUACAAACUGCUCUCUCACAAACUCCGCUUGUGAAGGGUAUGCGACAAACGACUUAUUUACCCCAACAAACUCCAUGGACCUUACCUGGCGUCGCAAAUCAACUUGGCGCCUUGACUCAACCUCAAGCGACUGUUAACACACAACUUCCUGGAGACAGGAAGUCACAACUAAUGAACGGACUACGUAACCGACCAAUAUAUAUACAGACAGUACCAUACCAGACUUAUUACCUUCUACAACAACAGCCUGCGUAUAACACGCAGUCUGACACACAGCGUUAUCUUUCUAAGGUGUUGGGUGAUAUACUUAGAUUAAGGUAUCUUACGCAAAAAAAGAAAAAGAAAAGAAGAGGGGCAGAGCAAAGGAAAUCGGCGUCCGAUAAAACAGGGGUUAACGACAAACGAACGGGCGCCCCAAAAAGAAUAAUUCACCCUAGAUGA